This is a messenger RNA of Momordica charantia (bitter melon), 1916 nucleotides long. Its product is annotated as ureide permease 2. Gene Ontology annotation, molecular function: uracil:monoatomic cation symporter activity; allantoin:proton symporter activity. Gene Ontology annotation, cellular component: membrane. Gene Ontology annotation, biological process: nitrogen compound transport. Lineage: Eukaryota; Viridiplantae; Streptophyta; Magnoliopsida; Cucurbitales; Cucurbitaceae. The record is from RefSeq and is a predicted model, not a curated record.
AGUUGGAAAAGAAUUUGAACUUUGUACGAAACUCGAAUCUUUGACUUCUCUGUGCCAACCACGAAGUUUGAUUGGGAGAGAGUGGCAGAAUAUCGUCAUCAUCAGCCAAAAUAAUUGCGUUCUACAGAAUCAUCCUUCGAGAUUCCAGCCAUGUGCGUGGAUUUCCACAGUUUCCCUUUUGCUGGCCCCAGUCCAUUUACAGUUAACCAAUUUUCUUCUCCACGAUAAGAGGAAUCGACGUAUUUCCAACGACUCCAUGGUUUCUUUCAAUCCGUUUCCCCCAAUUUUUGAAAUGGCAGUGGUUCUGUUCGUGGUUUGAUUCGUUUGAAGCGUUCCCAAAGUCCACUGCGAUUAGAGUACUGGACGUUUAAUGCGAUUGGAUUUCUUUGGCAUUUCAUCAUUUAUUGACUAUAUAAUCAGAGUGUGGAUUAAUAUAUUCUUGGAGGUUUAGAACAUGUAUGUGGUCGAGAGUAAAGGAGGUGCUAUAGCAUGUAUGCUGUUGGCACUUCUUUUUUUGGGAACAUGGCCUGCACUCUUGACUCUCCUUGAACGACGGGGGCGUCUUCCUCAGCAUACUUACCUCGACUACUCGAUUACGAAUUUAUUGGCUGCUGUGAUUAUUGCUUUUACUUUUGGUGAGAUUGGAAAGAGUUCACAUGAUAGUCCAAAUUUUAUCCAACAGCUUUCUCAGGAUAAUUGGCCUUCUGUCAUGUUUGCAAUGGCUGGUGGUAUAGUACUGAGUCUUGGGAAUCUUUCUACUCAGUACGCUUGGGCUUUUGUUGGUCUAUCAGUUACAGAAGUGAUCACUUCAAGUAUUACAGUUGUUAUAGGUACAACCUUGAACUACUUUCUUGAUGACAAAAUUAAUAAAGCCGAGAUACUUUUCCCUGGUGUUGCUUGCUUUUUGAUUGCGGUGUGUCUUGGCUCUGCUGUUCACUCAUCCAACACAGCAGAUAACAAAGCAAAACUGUCUGCUGAUACGAAAAAAUGGUCAAAGACAACUGAUGUCCCUUCUAUUUCGAGCAAGGACUUGGAAAGUGCCGAUUAUUCUUCGCAAAAGGCAAAGGCUGGGACUGCAGACUUUCUUGUUCAGCUUGAGAACAGAAGAUCCAUCAAGGUGUUUGGUAAGAGCACAUUAAUUGGACUGUCCAUAACUUUCUUUGCUGGUGUUUGCUUUUCUCUCUUCUCACCGGCAUUCAAUUUGGCCACAAACGAUCAAUGGCACACUCUAAAAGAAGGCGUUCCGCACCUGGAUGUCUAUACGGCAUUUUUCUACUUCUCAGUCUCUUGUUUUGUCAUAGCCAUCGUUCUUAACGUCAUCUUCCUUUACCGCCCUGUACUUAACUUACCGAAAACAACAUUCAAGGCAUAUCUGAAUGACUGGAAUGGUAGAGGAUGGGCCUUCUUGGCUGGAUUCCUGUGUGGGUUUGGCAAUGGUCUGCAGUUCAUGGGUGGUCAAGCUGCUGGAUAUGCAGCAGCAGAUGCUGUGCAGGCGCUUCCACUCGUUAGCACGUUUUGGGGAAUUCUCCUGUUUGGCGAAUACCGUAGAUCGUCGAAGAAAACGUAUGUGUUGCUCAUCAGCAUGUUGUUUAUGUUUAUGGUGGCUGUUGGGAUCCUAAUGGCUUCAUCAGGACAUAGAAAUAGAAAUGAGAGUAGUGCUACAAAAUCUUCUGGAUAACUGUGUGAAAACACAUCUUUUUUAACCAGUUAGAAGGCAAUCACAGCUGCUCAUAUAUUGUAGAAAUUGUUUCUUGUAGAGUAAUAAUGUUUUGGAAACUUCCGUAUGUAUACACAGUUUAUUCACAUAAAAGGGAUUGGUUUCCUAUUUGUACCCAAAAUAUGAAAAGAUUUGCAUGGACGAUUAUUUUGAAACAUUUUUCAAUGCAAUGAAGUAUAUAUUUGACGCUUGGCGAUGA